This is a messenger RNA of Camelina sativa (false flax), 1705 nucleotides long. Lineage: Eukaryota; Viridiplantae; Streptophyta; Magnoliopsida; Brassicales; Brassicaceae. The record is from RefSeq and is a predicted model, not a curated record.
UUUCUGAAUUCGCUCAUGUGUUCUAAAGCUUCAAUUUCACGCCUUUUUUUUUUUUUUUGAAUGAUACGAAACCCUAGAUCAUUCAGUCUGCAUCGAUUCGAACAAUCAUUGAAAUUGACCAACUCAGAAGCAGUAUGUGGAGAUUUGGUUUAUAUAAACCAUACCUCUGUAAAAUUAGUCAUUUGAAUCCUCAAAUUAGCCAUGCAAAAGUUUAAUUGCGUUGUUAGUAAUGUAUAAUUCGUUUUUUGGUUGUUCAAAGACUGUUAAGUAUGGAAGAGGUUUGUUGAAUUUGGUUUAUAUGCUUUUUGGCUUUAUUGUUUUCUCUUUGUUGUUAAUUUCUCCAGCUUUAGAUAGAGAUUAGAGAUGGAUCAUGUAUACAAAGGUCAGCUGCAAGCAUAUGCCCUCAAACAAAAUCUGGAGCUACCCGCGUAUGUCACUGAGCGAGAAGGGGCUCCUCAUGCUCCUCGGUUUAGAUCUAAGGUUACAUUUUGUGGCCAGACUUUCCAGAGCCAUGAAUUCUUUCCGACUCUUAAAUCGGCUGAACAUGCCGCUGCCAAAAUAGCAUUGGCUUCAUUGACGCCACAGAGUCCUGAGGGAAUUGAUGUUGCAUACAAGAACCUGUUACAAGAGAUUGCUCAGAAAGGAAAUUCUCUGUUACCAGUUUAUGCAACUGUUACAUCUGGUCCAUCGCAUUUGCCAGUUUUUACUUCAACUGUUGAGUUUGCUGGGAAGGUCUUCAGCGGAGAAGAGGCAAAAACCAAAAAGUUGGCUGAAACGAGCGCUGCUAAAGUAGCAUUCAUGAGUAUCAAAACUGGGAACUCGAACCAGACCUCAUGGCCUUCUUUGCCUUGUGAGAGACAAGAAGCUGUAAAUUCAAAUGUGAAGAGCAUUCUACAAGAGAUCCAGUCCCAACCUUCCCAGGUGGUGAUGACCCCUGAAGCCCCAGCAAAGUGUAUUAAUGUGGAUGAAAAUGAAUUUCCAGAUCUUCAUAAUGCACCAGCCAGUAAUGCUAAGGAGAGGAAUGUUGCUUUGCGUGUGCCUAAGAAUCCUACAAACGAUGGCACUCUUAAUGCACCAACUAGUGAUUCUAUGAAGAUGAAAAUUGCUGCUUCUUCAUCGCCUAUACCUCAGAAUCCUACGAACCUUGUUGCUCGUAAUGCACCAGCUACCAAUGGUAUCAAGAGGAACAUUGCAGCUUGUACUUUGCGUAUGCCUCAGAAUCCCACAAACGAUGGUAGAGAACUUUCACCAUGUGUAUGUGUAGAUGAGAGUGAGAAGAAGAAGCUCAUAAUGGGAACUGGCCACCUGAGUAUACCAACUGGCCAACAUGUAUUUUGUCGUCCGUGGAACCCGGAGAUAACUCUUCCUCAAGACGCGGAGAUGCUCUUUAGGGAUGAUAGUUUUAUUGCCUAUCGUGUCAUGAAACCGUAAAGACAUCAAUAUUUGAUGCAUAGUAAGUGUGGAGAUAGAAUGGUAAGCUACGCUAUAUCUCAUCUGUUUGUAGAGAGAUACAGUGUUUAAUCGAAUAGGUUUAGGCUUUUGUCUCUGGUUUUCUUCAGCAAUAACCUAGUGCUGUGUAAUGAUAUAUAGAUUCUAAGAAAAUCGCAGUGAACUUACUAUUUGUAAGAAAGCAUCCACGGGAUCCGAAAAGAACAAUCUAGUCUUUGUAUUAUUCUCUCUAAAGUUACUAAACUGUUUUGUUGUU